Molecule: messenger RNA, 441 nt
Organism: Delphinapterus leucas (beluga whale)
Lineage: Eukaryota; Metazoa; Chordata; Mammalia; Artiodactyla; Monodontidae
Gene: FAM216B
Product: family with sequence similarity 216 member B
Source: RefSeq, a predicted model, not a curated record
AUGAAGAUGGGAGGAAAACAGAAAAGACAACAAAAGCUAUGGAAUGUUCCACAGAUUCCUUGCAUUCGAGUCCCUCACUCUGUCUCUGAUACUUCACUGCUGAAGGACCUAACCCAAGGGCAGCAGCGCUUUUACAGCAGCAUGAGGAUUCACAAUCCCAGGGCCCAGUGGGUGGCCCUGCAGACCUGCUAUGUUCACGGCCUUCAGCAACAGCAGCUGCUUGGCUAUAUUACUCAACAGGAGGCCUUGGCUUGUGCUGCCUUACUUAGAGAUUCAACCAAAAGAGCCUCAGCCAAGGCAGGUUGUCAUAGAACCAUCUCCCAGAGAGCCUCAGGCAGGACAAGAACAAGGCCCUCAGCACUACCUGUGUUUGUGGUUCCACUCAGGGCCCAAAGCACAGGGCUCCGAUCCCUCAGGACCAAGGCUUUGCACAAGCUCUGA